This is a messenger RNA of Echinococcus granulosus, 921 nucleotides long. RefSeq names its product Nitric oxide synthase-interacting protein. Gene Ontology annotation, cellular component: nucleus. The record is from RefSeq and is a predicted model, not a curated record. The transcript has a single exon. The coding region runs from base 1 to 921 and encodes 306 amino acids. Lineage: Eukaryota; Metazoa; Platyhelminthes; Cestoda; Cyclophyllidea; Taeniidae. Gene Ontology annotation, molecular function: ubiquitin protein ligase activity.
AUGACACGGCACUCGAAAAAUUGCACCGCAAAUACGGUGUAUACUUAUCACGAGCGUCGCAAAGACGCUAAACAUUCAGGAUACGGCACUCAGACCGUCCGUUUAGGCAAGGAUUCAAUACGAGCAUUCGAUUGCUGUUGCCUUACACUUCAACCGGCGAAGGAUCCCGUCAUCACUCAGGAUGGUUUCAUUUAUGAUCGUGCCGCUAUUCUUGAGUACAUUCUCUCUCAGAAGGCCGACAUUAAACGGCGCCAGAAAAUAUACGCUAAACAGUGCGAUCGCGCCGCCCGUGAGGCUUUGGAGAAAAAAAAGGCUGCUCAGGAUGAGAAAGCUCGCGCGUUCAUGGCCCUUAACACCCUCGAUACGCACUCCAAGGCCUCAGCUCAAGCCGCGGAGUCGGAAGCCCUCGCUAGCGUCUCCAAGGGAAAUUGUAAACUGACGUCAUUCGAGGGCGACUACAAACCAGGCACGGCUGCCAGUUUCUGGACCCAGACUCCAAGCGCUAGCGAUUCUUUGAAGCAUGAAAAAGACAUUCCCAAACCUGAUCCUGUGGUCCGUUGUCCUAUGAGUGGCAAACCGCUGCGAUAUAAGGACCUCAUAACUGUCAAUUUCACGAACCUAGAUGUAGACGAUGCUGGUUCUGGGAGCUGCAACACUGGAGCUAACGAGAUCCGACGAGUAUGCGCAGUUUCAAAGGAUCCUUUGACAAGCGCUACUCGCUGUUUCGUCCUGCGCCCCUCGGGCGCCGUGGUGACUCGUGAGGUUGUGGAGAAGAUUAUCCGCAAGGAAAUGAUUGAUCCCAUCUCCGGAACGAAGCUGGCCGAGUCGGAUUUGAUUGAGGUGCGAGUCGGCUGUGGAGGCUUCGCUGAUGGGCGCUCCGUUCUCACUGCCUCACGGGUGGCUCCUGUGAUGCCCUCUUGA